Alternaria alternata is the source of this 3896-nucleotide messenger RNA. RefSeq names its product bifunctional P-450/NADPH-P450 reductase. The transcript is spliced from 5 exons. Lineage: Eukaryota; Fungi; Ascomycota; Dothideomycetes; Pleosporales; Pleosporaceae. The record is from RefSeq and is a predicted model, not a curated record. The coding region runs from base 409 to 3660 and encodes 1083 amino acids. Gene Ontology annotation, molecular function: iron ion binding; heme binding; FMN binding. Gene Ontology annotation, cellular component: cytosol.
CGCAGCAUCGGUAUACCGCUGUGUUAUCGUACACCAAAAGUCGGUAGCCUAUCAUGUGGCUAGCACAGCCGAGCUGAACUCAAUCCUGCUGACUACCCACAGCGUGAUGCCUAAUCGGACCCCAUUGGCUGCAAUUAUAUCCUCUAGGCCCUCUGUAUCCCUGUGGGGUCAGCAACUAGGCAGCAUCAGUUGGUAAGGCUUCGGUGGAGGGCUGCUAUGGGAGGUCGACAUAACAAGGCUGACAAGUCCUGGGAUGUGGUACUCCCCAGGGUAUAUGUAGCUCAGCUCCUCUCUCCAGACAUGAGCAGCUGAGACACAAAUUUCUUGUCGUUUCUUACCUCUGCAUUAUCACUCAAGAAUUUGUUUGUUACCCUAAUUAAUUUGCAUAUUACCUGGCAGGCUUUGACGAUGGCCUCCGAACCAUCGGAAUCCCUCCCUAUUCCUCAGCCUCCCCCUCACUUGUUCGUGGGUAAUUUCGCUGAGAUCGAUCCCAAUGAUGCGCCAGGAUCUUUUCAGCGGCUUGCGGACAUCUAUGGCGAGAUCUACCAACUCGAACUUCCAGGACGAGAUGGCAAGCUCAUCGUUGUCUCUUCGUAUGAUACGAUAAACGACUGUUGCGACAGCGAGAGGUUCGAAAAGCCCAUCAAUGCAACCCUGGAGGAAGUACGCGCAUUGACUGGAGAUGGUUUGUUCACAGCCUACCCUGGCGAAAAGGCCUGGGGUGUUGCACAUCGGCUACUGAUGCCGGUGUUUGGACCGAUGGGGAUACGGAAGAUGUUCGACGGCAUGAUGGACAUCUCAACACAAAUGCUGCUUCGAUGGGACCGUUUCGGUCCAGAGCACGAGAUAGAAUGCAGUGAUGAUUUCACAAGGUUGACAUUUGACAUGAUCGGGUUGUGUGCAUUCGGUUACAGGUUCAACAAUUUCUAUACCGACCGCGCACAUCCCUUCGUAGAAGAGAUGGUCGAGGUUCUGAUAGAGUCCGGAAGAAGAGCCACCCGCACGUCUGUCGAAAAUAAGCUUCGUGUCUUUGCCGAAGCUCAUCGGCAGGAAAACGUGAAGAAGAUGCACGAACUGUGCGACCAGAUCAUUGCAGACCGGAUUGCCCACCCUCAGCCAGAUGCUAAGGAUCUACUGAACCCUAUGCUUGAAGGUGUCGAUAAGGAGACAGGAGAAAGGAUGACAAAAGAAUCUGUAAGGUACAACAUGGUGACUUUCUUGGUCGCCGGGCAUGAGACCACAAGUGGAACCUUAGGGUUCUUGUUCUAUCACCUACUCAGAAACCCAGAGAAGUAUCUGAAGGCUCAGCAAGAAGUUGACGAAGUACUUGGCGACGGACCGCUUGAACUCAAGCACAUCCCGAAGCUCACCUACAUAAAGUUCGCAAUCUACGAGGCAUUGCGUUUCCUUGGCCCCAUUGCAAUCAAUGGAAAGCACUCGUUGAAGCCUACUAAGAUUGCAGGAAAAUAUCAGGUGCAGCCAAAGGACCAGAUUCUGAUGAACCUAAAAGGACUCCAUCAUGACCCUAAGGUCUAUGGCGACGAUGCUGACGUGUUUCGGCCCGAGCGUUUUCUCAAUGGCGGUUGGGAGAAUCUUCCUCCAAACGCAUGGAAGGCUUUCGGCGAUGGAAUACGCGCUUGCAUUGGUAGGACAUUCGCUGAGCAGGAGAUGAUCAUGGUUGUCGCACUCAUUUUGCAAAAGUUUCAGGUUGAGCUAGCGGAUCCUGGUUACCAGCUUCAUGUCGCAGUCACCAUCACGCAAAAACCGAAGGAUUUGAAGAUCAAAGUGCGCAGGCGACCUGGACGUACAAUGGCUAGUCUGGGUGGCGCUGGUACCAGUACCACUGCUGCCAAGAAGGAUGAUGGCGAUGGAUUCGGCAAGACUGAAGAACCAAAUGCACCUACCAAAGAUGCCAAGCCCAUUACAGUACUCUACGGUUCGAACGCCGGUACAUGCAAGUCCUAUGCCGAGGACUUAGAGACCAAUGCUGGGCGAUACGGAUUCAAGGCAAACAUAGGCAGUUUGGACUCAGCCACUGAGCAUAUUCCUAAGGACCAGCCUAUCGUCAUUAUUGAACCGUCUUACGAAGGCAAGCCAGCUGACAAUGCAAAGAAGUUCACCGCAUGGCUUGAGAGCAACGCAAACUCCAAGCUGCUUGAGGGAGUUCAGUAUGCUGUCUUUGGGGUCGGAAAUAGCGACUGGACUCAUUCGUAUCACCGUGUUCCCAAACUCACCGAUGAGUUGUUCGAGAAGAUGGGCGCGAAACACUUUACUGAGACCGGUUUCGUCAAUGUGAAAGAAGAUAUCAUGGGUCCGUGGGAGAAGUGGUCUGAACAAAUGUGGAGUGAUCUUCGCAAGUCGAGUGGCACUACUACUGAAAUACUCGGUGGACAGCUUCAGGCCGACAUCACACCUCCGAAGUUUGCCACGUACCUCGGAGGUAAAGAAAUCGGUUACGGUGAAGUUAAGGUCAACAAGGAUUUGGGUGGCGGCGAGGUCGGCCUUACCAAAAAGCACAUGGAGAUUGAACUUCCACCGGGGACAUCAUAUCGUUCAGGCGACUAUAUGGUCAUCCUGCCGCUCAACAGCAUCUCCAAUGUCAGACGGGUGAUGAAGCGCUUCGACCUGUCACCUGAUGACAACAUCCAUAUCACUGGAACCAACAAGACUUUCAUCACAACCGAAGCACCAAUCUCGAUCUUCGAUCUGCUGAUGACACGUGUGGAACUGGGUACGCCGAUCUCGCAAAAGCAACUACAAACUCUUGCAGAGGCGACACCGGAGAACAAACGGGCCAGACUAUUGGACCUAGCAAAUGACGAGACGUACAAGAAAGAAGUCAUACCCAAGCGCUACAGUAUUCUUGAUAUUCUCGAAGACCAUCCAGACUGUCAGCUACCUUUUGCGGUUUAUCUCGACUCACUCAAACCACUGUCUCCUCGUCAAUACAGCAUUUCGUCAUCGCCCCUCGCUAAUGUUGAGUUUGUCCAGACAGCUGAAGGAAACGCUAGCCAGCGUCUGACUGCAUCUCUGACUUACGACGUCCACGACGAGGCUGCAUGGAGCGGUGAUGAUCGCCGCUUCCACGGUGUCGCAUCUACAUACCUAGCACGUCAAGAGCCGGGAGAGAAGAUUCGUUGCUUCCCGCGUCCGACAAACAUCAAUUUUCACCUACCUUCCGACCCGACUGUACCCGUUAUCAUGAUAUGUGCAGGCUCAGGUCUCGCUCCCAUGCGGGGCUUCAUCCAAGAGCGCGCAACCAUUAAGAAGGCUCGUAACGCGAAGGUCGGUCCGGCGAUUUUGUACUUCGGCUGUCGUCAUUACGAGAAGGACUUCAUCUAUUCUGAUGAGUUGAAGCAGUGGGAGACCGAUGGCGUCGUCAGUGUGCGUGGCUGUUUCUCGAAGGUCGCUCCUAGCGGUGAGAAAGCGCAACGUGUGCCUGAUCGCAUGUGGGACGAGCGGAAGGAGUUAGCCGAGCUAUUUGGGGACGGAGGCGCGAAGAUCUUCAUCUGUGGUAGUGCAAGUAAGUUGGCAAAGAGCACAGCAGAAGUGUGCAUGAAAAUCUUUAGGGAUACUUUCCCAGGCAAGACGGAACAAGAUGCCUUGGAGUGGCUGGAAAAGAUCAAGGAGGACAGGUACGUGAGCGAUGUGUUCGAGUAGAAGAGUUUCAUAGUUUAAGCUGUUCUCUUGGGAUCAGAGACUCCGAAUUUCAAUACUGUAUCUAGUAAAUAUUUUGAUGCGCUUUGAAUCUUAGCGUCCUCCGAUUGAUUGUAUUAGCGGCACCAUGAAUCAAUCAAUUCUAGAACAACAUGCGAAACCUCUUACCCGUCCCGCUGUAAAAGCGAUGAAACAGGAUGGCUGAUCUUGGUAACCUUGGCAGCGGAACAAUAUGCACA